GAUAAAACCGCCGCUGGACGCCAUCUUUCUCCUCCUGCAACACUUGUUUCUUCACCUAUUUCUUCGUUGCUACCCGACCCGUUUUUCUCAAUCUUCAGGUCAGUUCUCCCUUCGCCAUCAUGAUUAUCUCUGAUUCCGACUCGGCCUCUCCAAUGUCCAACUCUCGUCAGGCCGAUCAUUCUGCCUCUGCCCAAGAUCAAGGUCAAUCUAGUUCCCCUCAGCCGUCAUCGGCGGCGGCGCCCAGCCAAAAGCUGUGCCGGCUAAGGAAGCAAUUUCCCUCCUCGACCCCUGCACUGAAAGGCACUAGGGUCGAACUGGAGGAGAAUAUCAUGGCAUUGUGCCAUUGUCAAGUCACUGACAAAGGGUUCACCGACGCCACUGACAUGGUCGGCCCCUCUAUUGAAGUCCAGCGGCCUACCAUGACCCAGACCACCCUGGAUGCUCCUCCAGGGUUUUCCACUGUUCACCUGGCUUCCUUGAAGAAGGGGCUGCGGUUCCCUCUGCACUCGUUGUUGAUCGAGUUCCUCAACGAGGUGGACCUUCUUCCUUGCCAACUAGUUCCAAACUCCCACCGGUACAUCGCGGGUUAUCUGAUCAAGUGCAAGGAAGCCGGGGUGGAGCCCACCUUAGACCAUUUCCUCUUCACUUUCAAGCUGGCCAAGGGUCAUGGGGAUUGGGCGUCUUAUGCCAGCCUUUCCCAGCAUCGAUUACAGAUGUGCCCGAUGGACUGCAAGGUAGUUACUUCCUUUGUGACAAAAUCUCUCCUUUUUGAGGAGAGGAAGCGCUUCUUCUGCUUGACCGGCUUUUGGGCCAGAUCUACUUCCAACCUAUGGCAAAUGAUCCGCGGGUCGACCCCUGGCAUGUCCCCCGGUCUCCAGGCGAAUAACACUUUAAAGAUUGAAGGACACUUACCAACCGUUCCUUCAAUUUGGGCUGCAGGGCCUUGCCUACCUUCACCUUCUGCUCCGGCUUCGCGGGAUCCAGGGCCACCUCCUCUAUCUCCUCCUCCGGCUCCGCUCUGGGUCGACCCUCCUCCUUCUGGAUAGCGGCACAGAUUGUACUGACGUUCUCGUUGACCCGUGCUUGAGUCUUGGUCGCUCUGACAUAGCACGACCGCGAGAGGCUUUGAUUUUCUUUCGCCACUCCCACCCCAGUAGGGGUGAUGAACUUCAUGCACAGAUGGACGGAGGAGAUUACGCACUUGAAGUCCUCCAGGCCCGGUCGCCCUAGGAUUAAAUGGUGUGUACAAUC
Cuscuta campestris is the source of this 1251-nucleotide messenger RNA. NCBI's taxonomy places the organism in Eukaryota, Viridiplantae, Streptophyta, Magnoliopsida, Solanales, Convolvulaceae. The record is from the annotation of a GenBank genome assembly.